Lolium rigidum is the source of this 1266-nucleotide messenger RNA. Its product is annotated as RNA-binding protein CP33, chloroplastic-like. Gene Ontology annotation, molecular function: mRNA binding. Gene Ontology annotation, cellular component: cytosol. The record is from RefSeq and is a predicted model, not a curated record. The transcript has 5 exons. Bases 35 to 868 code for a protein of 277 amino acids. NCBI's taxonomy places the organism in Eukaryota, Viridiplantae, Streptophyta, Magnoliopsida, Poales, Poaceae.
CGCCGUUGCCUUCUGUUCUGCUUGCCUCCCAACAAUGGCUCUCCCCCUCGUCCGCCUCCUCCUCCCCUCGCUGCCCGCGUGCCAGCCGCCGCUCCGCCUUCCCGAGCACUCCGCUCCUCCUCGCCAUGGCCACGUCUCCCUCGCUCUCUCAGCCGCCGCCCGCUCCUCCGGCCACCGCGCGGCGUUCGCUAUCUGUGCUUCUAGCGCCUCGGUCGCCCCGGCGCCGGCGGAAACAGAGGCGGAGGCAGAGGAUGAGCAGCCCACGGGGCCGAAGACGCGGCUCAUCGCGAUGAACAUCCCCUGGGACUUCACGCCCGACGACAUGCGCGCUCUGUUCGAGAAGCAAGGCACCGUCGUCGACGUGGAGCUUUCAAUGUACAGCUCCAAAAAGAACAGAGGAUUGGCAUUUAUAACCAUGGGUUCCGAAGAGGAGGCUAUCUCAGCACUCAACAAUCUCAAUUUGUCUACUUUAAACGACAGAACAAUUAAGGUGGACUUUGCAAAACCUAAAAAGAAGCAACCUAUUGUGCCGUCAGCUCCCGUGGAAAAAAAUGUUGUAUUUGUGGGAAAUUUAAUGUGGAGAGUGAGAUCCCGUCAUCUGCGGGAGUUAUUUGCCUCAACUCCAGGUGUCCAAUCAGUUGAAGUUAUCUUCCAUACAACCACGCCAAGGCGAUCUGCUGGUUAUGCAUUUGUUUCCUUUUCCUCGAAAGAGGAGGCAGAGGCUGCUAUUGCUACCUUUAAUGGCCAGGAACUGAUGGGACGAGCCAUCAAUGUGAUGUUCAAAGAAGACACCGCCAAAAAGAGCAAAGCUUCUGCUUCAGAGGAAGAGAAGUUGGAGGUAGAAUCAUCUGAGGAGAGUGAUAGCUAAGAAUGGAUUGUACUGAAGAAACAAAGAAAGAAGUUUAAUGAGUUCAUCUACAGGACGAUAAUACUCCUUUUCAGGUUGGCAAGCUCCUGGUUGAUUUCACUCGUUCAGCAACUCUCGAGUCUUGAUAUACUUGCGUUUUUGUAAGUUCUCCGGUACUUGAUCUGGAUGACGUUUGGAGGUUAGUUUGAUGCUAGGAGUACGGAGAGUCUGUGAGGUGUCGACAUCGGAGUUAAUUAAUUGUAGAAUAUAAUUAAGGAGCAUUAAUGAUUUUGAGCGCAACCCGCUGACGGAUUCGAUAUAUGCAUUGUCCUUUUGCAGUGAAAAUAUAUGUAGACCUGUAUGUAAGGCUGUAACACAUUUUGGCUGUUCUUUAACUGGUAAAAUUGAGCACUUGCUAC